AAAAACGGUCACCCUGGUUGUGUUCUGUUUAGUUUUGUUUUCGUUUCUCUUUAAAAUUUUUAUUUGCAAUUUAAUUAUGUAAAUUUACCAGAUUUGUUAGCGAUGUGUUCGUGUGUUUCGUAACAGGUUUUUAUUGUGUCGCAGUGUUUUUUACUGCGAAAACGUCCCUGCACCUGUUGCGCCUUACAAGCCAUUUUCAGUGCAAACCUGCGUUUCGCCUUUUUUAUGCCCUUUACUUGUACCAAUAGUGCUCUGAGAGAGAGAGAACUAGCUUGCAAAAUUAAUUGCGUCGAAGUGGACUAGACUCGCAGCACCAACGCCAAUAAACAAAUAUGGGCAAUACGAGCUCAAAAGGCGAAUCUGACGCCAGUGAACCCCCUCUGGAAGGUGGGAAACAGAAACAUCAUCACAAAUCCGCCACACAGUCAUCGACUGCGUCGUCGUUUCACUCUCACAAUGGGAGCUCGGACGGUGGCGCUGCGAAUAGCGGCAGCAACAACAGUCUCAAGGUGCAACAACAAUCGCAAACAAUGACCAGAUCGGCUUCUGGGGCAGAUGUAACGGAAAAGUACUUGACGCAGCUGGUGCCAGUGGAGAAGUUGGCAGAGAUCCUGAGGGAGCAAACGUCGGCCAAGUAUGGAAUUAAUGGCAUAGUGGCAGAUGUCUUUGUGUCACAAGUCUUUCCACAAUACACCGAUCUGGGCCAUCGAUUGUUCCAGCUAAUGCACACGUCUUCAAAGGCCACGACAAAGCACUUGGGCACAGUCGCCUUUCGCCAGCAGUGCGAGCGCUUCCUUGGCAUCAUGGACGAUGCCAAGACUCUUGAGUGCUAUAUAAAGAUGUACGCGCAGGAAGACAAUCCAGAUUUCAUAGAUAAGACGGGGGUUACUCGUCUUCUUCAUAUAUGCUAUACGAUUGCCAUGCAGCAUUCUGGAAACGCAGUGCUCUGUACAGCCAUCAAUCGCACAUUUGGCUCGGUCACCAAGUCCAUAUUUCUGUGCCAUGACAGCCUGAGUCUUGGCUACGUGUGCCGGUGGUUUGAGCAGAACCUAAUCCGGCUGGUGCUGCUCGUCCACAAGUAUUGCGUGCACACGCUGUCCACCGCGUAUCGCGGCCUCGAGCAACAUUCACUGUCUUGCGGGAUUGAGCUGCAGACUCCGGUUUUGGAGCAGCGCAAUCCUUUCACUGAUACAACGGAUCACAGCGGAAUUGGUUCUGACUUCUCGGAUUCUCUGAUGCCGCUUUCACAAGCCUGGCUCUUGGCUGGGGCAUUGCCUCCGCUAUAUUCCAAACCACAAACCAUUGCGCCUUCGCCAUCUAACAAAGCCAACAAUAGCGCCUCGUCAGCCGUGCAAAUCUUUAAGGAGAAGCUUUCGAUGAUGCCGUCCCACUGGACGCUGCUGUAUGAUUCCAACGAGCAUGGAGUGGGUGCCAACCGCUUCUUGCACCACGUUCUCGGCUAUCGUGGACCAACGCUGGUCCUGCUUCAUACAAAGGAUGAGCAGACAUACUGCGUGGCUGCACCUAGUGAAUGGAAGGAGACUCACUUGUUUGUGGGCGGCGAGGGCAGCUGUGUCAUCCAGCUGUUGCCCAAAUUUGUGAUACUGGAGAAGAAGCCCAAUAUCCUAUACCUGAACACCAGCAUAAGAGGUUACCCCAAGGGAUUGCGGGCUGGUGCCGAUCCUCGUAAGCCCAUCAUAGCUGUCGAUGAGCAUUUUGAAAAUGUGGACUGCAAGGGCUUGGCCGCGGGACUCAUGUCCAUAGAGGUGUGGGGCUGCGGCGACAAAUCAUCACGCGAAGUGCAAUUGGACAUCAAGAAAUGGCAAAUAAGGGAGGCCGAGAGACAGCGAACAGUCAAGCUUACAGCCGCCGACUGGAUGGAUCAUCCGGAUCGAUAUCUCCUCGAGUUGGGCGGCAGGCAGAACUAUAACAAUUAAUCCGAUUUCUUUCUGCUAAUGCAGCUGCGUGUAUACGGAUACAUAUGGAUAUAAUAUAUGUAUCGUAUGUAUGUCCAAAAGCAAUUGGCGUGCCUUCCAUAUCGAAGCACGUCGCGUCGAAAUUUACUGGGAAUUUCUUAUACAAUUAUUCACACGUAGCACGAGAAGUAAUCACUGGACUGAAUUUUUUUUUAAUUGAUGUUGAUUGAUAUUCGGUUUUACUUGUUUUCCUUCCAUUCUUUCUAUCAGCGUCUAGUAUUCGACUUGAGUUAUGUUCGUAACGUGAAUUCCGUCUAUGCUUUUAAAUGUAUUUUAUUCUUUGCCUGUACUUAUAGCAGGAGUCAAUCUACGUCUCUGUUUUCGUCUCCGUCAGUUCUGUUGCUAUUUUACAGGUUUCUGUUUUUGUUCUAAAUCUUUGUUAAAAUGAUAAAUGCAAGUAUUAUGAAAAGACCUAGAAAUGAAAAUGCUUAAAAUAAAUGUUACAAACAAAAUUUGUAUGAUUCCUGUA
Molecule: messenger RNA, 2445 nt
Organism: Drosophila miranda
Lineage: Eukaryota; Metazoa; Arthropoda; Insecta; Diptera; Drosophilidae
Exons: 4
Coding region: 333-1937 (534 amino acids)
Source: RefSeq, a predicted model, not a curated record